CUAGAGGAAGAUAUACUUUCUCGUCUUCCACCUAAAUCUCUUGUUCGAUUCAGAACCGUGUCGAAGAGAUGGAACUCUCUUUUCAACGACAAGAGUUUCAUCAACAACCACUUGUCUCUCUCCCGUCCCCAGUUCAUCUUCGUGACCAAAUCAAAGGUUUAUUCAAUAGACAUCAUCGGUCAAAGGAUAAAUUUACAUGACAUACACUCGUCUUGCAGAUAUUUAAAUCUCAAAUACGGAACCUUCACUAGUUACGAUGAUCUCUUGCUCUGUAAAUAUCCACACCGCUUGGUGAAGGAGACAGCCCUUUGGAAUCCAUGGUUGAGACAGGUAAACUUGAUCAAGUUGCCCUUGGACAGAUUCUUCGCUGUUUUCGGCUUGGGAUACAACAAUAGUAGACCCCCAAAAGGUUCACAAGAUUCUACUGUACUACCCCCUCUCCCAGGAAGCUGCGAUCUACGCGUGUGCCUCACACGCGUUGAGGUAUAUUAAACACCUGACGAGGUACACAUACCUGAAAUAGUUAAACGGUCAUAUGUGUCCUUGUAUGGAAAUUUAUAUUGGACUGCUUACAGUCCCCAGACUCGUGAGCAUUUCAUCCAAAGCUUUGAUUUCACUAGGGAGGUUUUCAAAACCGUUUGUCUCCUUCCCUUACAAGAAAAUCCUUGUUUAGAUGAACUUCUACUUGCGGUUUGUAAAGGAAAUCGGUUUUCGUUGUUAAAGCAAUGCUAUUUAACAAGGAAGAUUGAAAUUUGGGUAAUGGAAAAUAAGAUUGAUGAUAAAGAAGAAAUGGCGUGGAUAAACUUGAUGACCUCGACAGCAACUAACUUGCCAUAAGUUGUUUCCCAAGAUGUAUGGCGUUAGUUACUUCGUCUAUGAUAAAACCCUAUUCAUGUGUUGUGGCGACGAUGAAUAUGGGCAUCCUUGCAUCUGUAUAGUGAAGGGAGACAUGUGCAAUUCAGAUAGGGUAUGUCAAGGUCGGUUGGUUUUCUCACUGUGCGUAUGUUCCUAAUUUGACCUCGGUUCCUUUAGAAUUUCAGAUUUGAGUAAAUUGUUGCAAGUCUAGUAAUAUCAGUUUUUCUUUUAUGUCUUUUGUUUUAUUUGAAAUUUUAAAGUGAUUCUGAAUGUUUUUUAUUUUAGUUUAACUUAGAGUGAUUUCAACGUUUACGUCUCAAGUUGAUACACAUCAUGCAACAAAAGUCUUGUUGCAACAAGAUGGAAGAAGUGGAUAAAGGACAAAUUUCACACACAUUAAAAGAACAAGGGUAGGCUUCGCCCAGGGCCGGCUCUGAGAUUUUGGUGGUCUGUGACUGUAACUGUGUCUAUGUAAAAUUUUUUUUUUUUUACAAAUUUAGGA
Messenger RNA from Brassica rapa (field mustard), 1357 nucleotides. Its product is annotated as protein SUPPRESSOR OF NIM1 1-like. Lineage: Eukaryota; Viridiplantae; Streptophyta; Magnoliopsida; Brassicales; Brassicaceae. Gene Ontology annotation, molecular function: protein binding. The record is from RefSeq and is a predicted model, not a curated record.